Jaminaea rosea is the source of this 801-nucleotide messenger RNA. RefSeq lists its product as hypothetical. Bases 180 to 638 code for a protein of 152 amino acids. The record is from RefSeq and is a predicted model, not a curated record. The transcript has a single exon. NCBI's taxonomy places the organism in Eukaryota, Fungi, Basidiomycota, Exobasidiomycetes, Microstromatales.
CCGGCCCUGGGCGAGCCCACGCCCCGAGCCCCGAGCCCCAAGCCUGAGCGAGCCUCCUCGUCUAUUUGUGGGCGCUCGUCCCGGCAGCCAUUUACCUCCUUUUCCCGGCCGCCCGGCGUGGGCCACCUUACUUCGCUCGAGCCUCCUCGCUUGACUCGCGCUGUAGGGAGGCAGCGACGAUGAGGAAGAAGGGGAGAGGAGAGAAGACGGAAUCGACCAAGAGUAGGAUCCCAAGGACGAGAGAAGCAACGGGGGCAGUGAGGAGUAGGGAGCACACGCCGACCCUCCUGCCAGGUCAACGUGGUCGCGAGUGGCUGGCUGCCCUGUUCAAUUUCUCAUUUUGGCCGCUCGCUCAGUACGAGGGCGCAUGCUACUUACUACCCCAUGUGACUGUCGGAUGGCCCUUCAUCAUGGCCGACGAUCUCAAGAAGGCGGUCGUAUUUGCUAUCAGUGUUGACGCCGCCAAGACUCGCGACAAGGAAGUAGAAUCCGAUCAUCGUGGUUGGUGUGGCAUAGGCAGGGUCCGCUGCGCCUUGAUCUCGCGGCGAAGACGCCCUGUUUCAUUGGUCUCAGAGGGGCGUCGUCGCCUGGAUCUGUCGCGUCUGAGGCGGGCGGCGAGCCAGUGGAGCGCGGCUUGAUGCAACGGAAGGGGAGACGAGACUGCGACGAGCAGACGAGGGGAGAGGCGAGGGGUUUCCUUCACUCACCAUUCUCAUCCUCAUUUGAUUCUCUCUGUAUUGCUCGUGGCCGCAAAGGCAAAGCGGGCACUACACAACGUGCCCCAUCGUCGCAAGAUCAGCG